This is a messenger RNA of Malurus melanocephalus (red-backed fairy wren), 2596 nucleotides long. Its product is annotated as lysosomal acid glucosylceramidase-like. Gene Ontology annotation, biological process: glucosylceramide catabolic process. NCBI's taxonomy places the organism in Eukaryota, Metazoa, Chordata, Aves, Passeriformes, Maluridae. Gene Ontology annotation, molecular function: glucosylceramidase activity. The transcript has 11 exons. The coding region runs from base 443 to 2464 and encodes 673 amino acids. The record is from RefSeq and is a predicted model, not a curated record.
CAAAGACAAAAUUCAUCCCCCAUUUCCUCCAACGGCUCCUUGACCUCCCCAUUCUUGRCCCUGGCCCCGAAUGAACCCACCUGUGCACUGCAAAGGGCGGUCACACGAUGCCACCAGGCUCCUGCGACCCCCGCCAGCUCCCCACAUUUAGAGAUCGGCUGCAAAAAGCGGCUCUGGGGGCUUGGUGGGGCUGCCCAGUAUCUCCCGUGCCARUGGUUCCAUGAAAGGCGUUGCCCAGUCCCUGGGUCUCACUUUUCCUGCUCAGCAGGACGCCCUUAUCAGCUGCUCUUGAUAGGGAUGAGCUCCAGCAGCCUCCGCAGUGUUUUUGCUUCCGAGAGCUGUGGGCCCUGAGCCAGCUGGGGCCUGUGGCCGGCUGGGGGGGCAGGAAGAACUGGACCUUGGAACGCAAAAGGCUGCUGCUCCCCGGGACCGCGGAAAGGCCAUGGGGGCUGYCGGCAUCGCGGGCUGGCYGCUGCUGCUGCURYUGCUGCUGCUGCCAGCGCCCCGGGUGACAGGUGCCCGACCCUGCAUCCGCAAGGAUUUUGGGCACGGCUCGCAGGUCUGCGUCUGCAACGCCACGUACUGUGACACGCUGGACCCCCUGGUCCUGCCGGCCGUCGGCUCCUAUGUCAAAUAYGAGAGCAGCAAGGCCGGCAAGCGGCUGGAGMGGAGCGAGGGGCGAUUCCAGAGCAGCCUGCACAGCCCAGGGCUGCUGCUGACGCUCAACAUCUCCGCGAUGUACCAGCGCGUCAAGGGCUUYGGCGGGUCCCUGUCGGACGCCGCUGCCAUGAACAUCCUGAAGCUGUCACGGCCGGCCCAGGACAACCUGCUGCGCUCCUACUUCUCCGAGUGCGGGAUCGAGUACAACCUCGUCCGCGUCCCCAUGGCUUGCAGCGACUUCUCCGUGCGCCCCUACAGCUACGAUGACAUGCCCCAAGACUAYGAGCUGAAGCACUUCAGGCUGGCGGACGAGGACACGAAGAUGAAGAUCCCCCUCCUGCGCCGAGCUUUGGCCAUGAGCAAGCGGCCGCUGUGCCUGUUCGCCAGCCCCUGGACGGCCCCAGCCUGGAUGAGGAGUAACGGGGAUGUCCGAGGGAAGGGGACGCUGAAGGGGAAGGCGGGGGACAAGUACCACAAGACCUGGGCCAACUACUUCAUCAAGUUCCUGGACGAAUACGCCAAACACAACGUGACCUUCUGGGCGGUGACGGCKCAGAACGAGCCGCUGGCGGGGCUCUUCACCCCUCCCCAGGCCCCCACCAUCGCCUUCACGGCCGAACAGCAGCGCGAUUUCAUCGUCCAGGACCUGGGCCCCGCKCUGGCCCGCAGCCCGCACCGCACACAGCUCCUGAUGCUCGACGACCAGCGCAUCUACCUCCCGCACUGGGCCAAAGUGGUGCUGGGAAAUGCCACAGCUGCCCGCUACGUGGCCGGCCUGGCGGUCCACUGGUACCUGGAUGCCAUCGUGCCACCCGGCUGCAGCCUGGAGGCCACGCACAAGCUCUUCCCUGACCAUUUCCUCCUCUACACCGAGGCGUGCACCGGUUUCUUCAUGUUCCGCUUCGCCGUGUCCCUGGGCUGCUGGGAGCGAGGGGAUCACUACAGCUACAGCAUCCUGACGGUCAUGAAUCACUUCGUGUCCGGUUGGACCGACUGGAACCUGGUCCUGGACCUGGAGGGAGGCCCCAACUGGGUCAAGAAUUUCGUGGACAGCCCGGUUAUCGUAGACGGCAGCAAGGAUGUUUUCUACAAGCAGCCCAUGUUUUACCACAUGGGGCACUUCAGCGGGUGGGGCUGCACAGCAGCCGCCGCUGCCUUUUCUGCAAGCUGGAGCACGUGGCCGUCGUGCGCCCCGACGGUGCCCUCGUCCUGGUGGUCCUCAACAGGUCUGGCCGGGAUGUGCCGUUUGGAAUCCGGGACCCUGCCGUGGGCUUCAUCGACACCGUGGCUCCGGCCCAYUCCAUCCAGACCUACCUGUGGCGCCAGCAGUGAUGGCCAGGGCAGCGCUGGGGGGCUCCGGGGGUCUCUCAGCUCUUCCCCCAACCUUUCCAGCAUCCCUCAAGGUGGGAAGCAGACGCUGACCCAGCGCUGGGGGUCCAGCCCCGCCACGGAGGGCUCCGUGCGCUCCUGGCACCGGUCCCUGUCCGGGGCUGCCCCUUCCCAUCCUCACCUCCCUCCCAGCCCUUCYCAUCCCCAUCCCCCUGGAAGCUCCCGGGCCGCGCUUCCACACGUGGCCCCCUCGAAACUUUCGCGUGUGUGGCGAGCGCCAAGUAAAGCCAUGACGCGCUCCCUCCGGAAUGCGCCGCUCCCGUCAGCGUUUCCUCUACGCGCUCGGAAAUCUCUCGGUUUUCCUCGGCGGGGCGGCGUGGGGCCAGGGCUGCCCCGGGGGCUCCGGCCCCCGUGGCCUGCGGGUGUCUCCUUGUUUAUCCCUGCAGCUGGAGCCUCGGCCGCUGCCAGCCCUUGAUUCGUUCCAGACGCGCUGUUGGUUUUUCCCCCCAGCCUACUUUGCGGGGCAAUUUAUUUUUUCUUUUUUUAAAAAAAUCCAAAUGUCAGAUGCUGUCGGAAAGGCCGGGUAAAUGAUAUCAGUGUACCCGUC